Messenger RNA from Periconia digitata, 1227 nucleotides. The record is from the annotation of a GenBank genome assembly. Lineage: Eukaryota; Fungi; Ascomycota; Dothideomycetes; Pleosporales; Periconiaceae.
AUGGAUAUCGAUUACUCUACAGCAUCCCGGGAACAGAUACUAUGCAGCGACUGGAUCAAGAUGCGACAGUUUGCCAAGCGUAACGGCAUUAAAGACUGGAAGAGCAAGAUCCAGCUGGCAGACCAGAUUGUCAACUGGCAAGACGAUUCUGUCCAAGACAGCCAGGUCCCAGUAGCCAUGCAGGCGGUGGACAUCCCCGUCUCAGACAGUCAAGUCCUCGUCUCAGACAGUCAAGUCUACUACGGAAAAGACCUCAAUUCUCAUAACAUCAAUCAUCCACUAUCGCUACCUUGGUCCACAGCCACACACGGAGCAACUUAUGUCGACCUCAACACCAUUGAUUUAUAUAUGCCAAAGAUUGAUGGCUCAAUCAAUGAGCUGUUUGACUUUUCCGACCACAGCACUGUGUCUUCAGCAGCAUCCUCCACUUUUGGAUACAACCACCCAGCUCGAAUGGCAGACUGUUUUGUGAAUUGGGCCGAAGAUGCUAUGCUCGACGUAACGACAACAAUAGACAGUAGACUCGAAGACGUCAUCAUGCACACAGAUCCCUGGACCCUUCCUCAACAGUUCUCCGCCAGCCCGAUUUUGGAGACAAUUCCCUCAAUUGUCUCCCCAGCCCCACUCGAAAUUACAAUUGCCACCGUUGCUGAGACGAUUCCUAUAGCAGCUAAGCUGGAAGUAAUGCCCGCCCAGGAAGUUCUGAACAUACGCGGUGUCUCUCCCCUCCCGCCCCAACUCGAUAUCUCCCUCGCCAUAGUUGCUGAUACGAUUCCCGCUGUGGCUAAACCAAAUUUCUCGCCCGUUCCACUGCAGAGCCCUGCAACUGUAGCAUCCACGGCGCAAGCUGGCCAGACAUUCUCUGAUCCAAUAAUACUAGAUGACGAUACGGAGCAGAUAGUCCAUGUUUUCGAACGGCAAUCAGUCCCCCCCGGGAUCUGGAGCAAGACCCUGCGGCGAUGGAGAAUGAUCACUGCAGUCAAAGAGCUGUCAAGAUUAGUUCCCGACCAUCUUAAACAAUCAGUGAAAAGCACAAAAGAACAUGUAGAUCUAGAAGGAAGGCUGUCAGUUCACGCAAGUUGGUUACUCUGUCGAUCCUGGAGGUCUUGCGCAGCUAUACGAACAAAGGAAGAAAAAUUCAAUGAUAUUUGGAAACAAUUUGGUAGUGCUAUGAAGGAACUAGAGGAUUAUGUGGAAGCUGGACUUGAUACAACCCCAACACCAUAG